Molecule: messenger RNA, 3774 nt
Organism: Orcinus orca (killer whale)
Lineage: Eukaryota; Metazoa; Chordata; Mammalia; Artiodactyla; Delphinidae
Gene: PIK3R2
Product: phosphoinositide-3-kinase regulatory subunit 2
Exons: 16
Coding region: 584-2779 (731 amino acids)
Biological process (GO): phosphatidylinositol phosphate biosynthetic process; insulin receptor signaling pathway
Cellular component (GO): phosphatidylinositol 3-kinase complex
Molecular function (GO): protein binding; 1-phosphatidylinositol-3-kinase regulator activity
Source: RefSeq, a predicted model, not a curated record
CCGUUUCCGCCGGGGGCGGGCCCGACCGUUCGGAACAUCGGCGGCGGCGGAGGUGGGGAUCCCGCGGCUGCGGCGACGGCGGCCGCGGUGGAGCCACGGGUCUGGCUCGGCUCUGCGUGACGGCGGCCGCGGCAGCAGCGGUGGCGGCCGCGACCAGGUCGGCGUCCCGAGCCGAGCAUGGUGACAGCCUGUGCCCUCGGCCCCCUCGCCUGGCGCAGCUGGAAGAGCCGCCAGCCUCGGGAGCCGAUGGCUCCCCACGCGAGGGAGUGAGCGGCCCAGCCCAGCCCUACGGAUUGAGGGGGGACGCAGCGGCUGAGUGACCUGCGAUCACGCUGCUGCCGACCCCCUCCCACCAGUUGACGAAUGGUGGACCGAGCAACGAGUGACCCUUGUCAGGGUCGUGGAACAAUGGUGGGAAGCAAGGCGUGAGCAUCCCCUGUGGUCACCUGUAACUUCUUGGUGGAAAUAGAGGUCUGAGUCCCCAAGCCCACCCAGCGGACCCUCCUGGCCCCCACCCCAGGCUGAUGGGGCCACUGGGGCCCCAAGCAGCCACUUGACCAUCCAUACCCCACCCUGCCCAGCCAUGGCUGGCGCCGAGGGCUUCCAAUACCGUGCGUUGUACCCGUUCUGCCGGGAGCGGCCGGAGGACCUGGAGCUGCUGCCGGGCGACGUGCUGGUGGUGAGCAGGGCAGCCCUGCAGGCGCUGGGCGUGGCCGAGGGCAGCGAGCGCUGCCCACAGAGCGUGGGCUGGAUGCCUGGCCUCAAUGAGCGUACACGGCAGCGCGGCGACUUCCCUGGCACCUAUGUUGAGUUCCUAGGGCCUGUGACCCUGGCCCGGCCUGGGCCUCGCCCACGUGGCCCACGCCCACUGCCUGCCAGGCCCCGAGAUGGGCCCCCUGAGCCAGGCCUCACACUCCCUGACCUACCCGAGCAGUUCUCCCCGCCUGAUGUGGCUCCCCCUAUCCUGGUGAAACUUGUGGAGGCCAUUGAGCGGACAGGGCUAGACAGCUACAGGCCUGAGGCACCCGCCGCGCGCACAGACUGGUCGCUGAACGAUAUGGAGCAGUGGGACGCUGCAGCCCUAACAGAUGGCGUGAAGGGCUUCCUGCUGGCGCUGCCCGCACCCCUUGUGACACCCGAGGCCGCGGCUGAGGCAUACCGAGCCCUGCGGGAGGCCGCGGGGCCCGUGGGGCCAGCGCUGGAGCCCCCGACGCUGCCGCUGCACAGCGCGCUCACACUGCGCUUCCUGCUCCAGCACCUGGGCCGGGUGGCCCGGCGCGCCCCAGCCCUGGGCCCAGCUGUGCGUGCCCUGAGCACCGCCUUCGGGCCGCUGCUGCUGCGGGCGCCGUCGCCUUCGCCGCCGCCAGGGGGCGCUCCCGACGGGACUGAGGCCACCCCCGACUUCCCUACGCUUCUGGUGGAGAAGUUGCUUCAGGAACAUCUGGAGGAACAGGAGAUUGCGCCCCCAGCACUGCCGCCAAAACCCCCCAAGGCAAAGCCAGCCCCCACAGGCCUGGCCAAUGGGGGCAACCCGCCCUCCCUGCAGGAUGCUGAGUGGUACUGGGGUGACAUCUCCAGGGAGGAGGUAAAUGAGAAACUGCGGGACACACCUGAUGGCACCUUUCUGGUCCGAGAUGCAUCUAGCAAGAUCCAGGGGGAGUACACGCUGACCCUCAGGAAAGGUGGGAACAACAAACUGAUCAAGGUCUUCCACCGAGACGGGCACUACGGCUUUUCGGAGCCACUCACCUUCUGCUCUGUCGUGGACCUCAUCACCCACUACCGCCACGAGUCGCUGGCUCAGUACAACGCCAAGCUGGACACGCGGCUCCUCUACCCGGUGUCCAAGUACCAGCAGGACCAGAUCGUCAAGGAGGACAGUGUGGAAGCAGUGGGCGCCCAGCUCAAGGUCUACCACCAGCAGUACCAGGACAAGAGCCGCGAGUAUGACCAGCUCUACGAGGAGUACACACGCACCUCCCAGGAACUGCAGAUGAAGCGCACAGCCAUUGAGGCCUUCAAUGAGACUAUCAAGAUCUUUGAAGAGCAGGGCCAGACACAGGAGAAGUGCAGCAAGGAAUAUCUGGAGCGCUUCCGGCGUGAGGGCAAUGAGAAAGAGAUGCAGAGGAUCCUGCUGAACUCAGAGCGACUUAAGUCUCGCAUUGCUGAGAUCCACGAGAGCCGCACAAAGCUGGAACAGGAGCUGCGGGCACAGGCCUCCGACAACCGAGAGAUUGACAAGCGCAUGAACAGCCUCAAGCCAGACCUCAUGCAGCUGCGCAAGAUCAGAGACCAGUACCUCGUGUGGCUCACUCAGAAAGGUGCCCGGCAGAAGAAAAUCAAUGAAUGGUUGGGGAUCAAGAACGAGACUGAGGAGGCUCCUCCCUGCCUCCCCCACAGCCAGUACUCACUGAUGGAGGAUGAAGAUGAUCUCCCCCACCACGAGGAACGCACAUGGUAUGUAGGCAAGAUCAACCGCACCCAAGCUGAGGAAAUGCUGAGUGGCAAGCGAGAUGGCACCUUCCUCAUCCGUGAAAGCAGCCAGCGGGGCUGCUAUGCCUGUUCUGUGGUGGUGGACGGCGACACCAAACACUGCGUCAUCUACCGCACAGCCACGGGCUUUGGCUUCGCAGAACCCUACAACUUGUAUGGGUCGCUGAAGGAGCUGGUGCUGCACUACCAGCACGCCUCGCUGGUGCAGCACAACGACGCGCUCACCGUCACACUUGCCCAUCCUGUGCGCGCCCCGGGCCCCGGGCCCCCACCUGCCACCCGCUGAGCUCUGAGCAGGAGAACUGGCCCAGCUGGGGUGGCAGCUACAUCCGCGGUCUCCAUCUUUUUGAACCUGUCUCUUCUUUCUUGGGUUUUCUCCAUCUCUCUCGUCUUUGUGAAUGUCUCCAGGUCUAUCUGUUUUUCUCUUUAGCUCUCUGCAAUUCUGUCUCUCUCAGGUUCUCCUCCAUGUCUGCCUGUCUCUCCAUCUCUCUGAGUCUCUGUGCAUCUCCCGCUGUCACACUUCGUCUCUUUCUAGCUCCAUCUGUCCUCUCUUUCCCUCUUGGUCUCUUUCCCUCUAUUGUGGGGGUCCCGCCUCCCCCGCUCCAUCCCCCUUCCCCCACCGGCACUGCCCUCCCUGCAGCUCUGGCCACCCACACCCCUGUGCCCUGCCCCUGACAGGCCCCUGGGGUCCCCAAAGCCCCACCUUGGCUGCACCUGCCAUGUUUACAGAGGCCUCCGGGCUGUGCGGCCCCGACCUGGGUACCCCGAUUUUUAAGCCAUAGACCUGGGAUCAGGGCAGGAAGGAACUUUGGCCACUUCCAAGAACCUCAUCCAUGACGUUUGGGGCCAGGCGGGACCUGCCCCACAGACCCCAACUUCCCCUUCAAAUCCUGAAGUGAAACCCAGUUAACACCACAAUGGGGCUGCUGCCAAGAAGUAACCCCAAAAAAGAAAAUAAGUAAAAAUAAACUCAUGAGCUGACCCCAGGCCUCCCAGGAAUUGAGGCCACCAGCACCUCUGGGGCAGCCGACACGCAGCGCUGCCCACAGCACCUCUACGCGAUGCAGGCUCAAGGCUUCUCAAUCAUGUCGGGCUCUGAUUUUGUUUUUCCUUGACUGUACGUAAAGCCCUCUUUUCUCUCCUCUUUGGGACGAGAGCCCUGGUUUUCUAUGCCGCCCACGGACCCCCACCCCACCCCACCUCCUGCCUGCCUGGCCAGGCUGGCAGGCGGGUUUUGUAUGGUACGUUGAUACUGAUGUGGAUAUAAAACAUUGAACUUGA